Trypanosoma cruzi is the source of this 184-nucleotide messenger RNA. RefSeq lists its product as uncharacterized. The annotation marks the transcript as partial. NCBI's taxonomy places the organism in Eukaryota, Euglenozoa, Kinetoplastea, Trypanosomatida, Trypanosomatidae. The transcript has a single exon. The record is from RefSeq and is a predicted model, not a curated record.
UGCGGUGAAGAUACGCACGUUCACGGUGUGCUACUGGGUCUUGGUUGUCCUCCUGCAGGUGGUGCUGCAGGGACUGCAUUUGUACUGGUUUGCACUGAUUGUGAAGCUGGCGAUUCGGGCGCUUUUUGGUGGUCCCCUUGAUGACAUCCGCUCCGAGGACGAUGAGGAAAACGACGGUCAUUGA